AGCUCCAGCGUUAUCAGAAACCGCCAGAGGCGAGAACACAAAACUCGGAGAUUCCUGUGAACUUUAAUCUCUUCCUCUGUUUCCCAUUUCAGACGGCGACCUUGAUCUCGAAUACAUCUCUCUGAGCGGCACACGACUGUUUUGUAAUUGAAUAUCAUUGGAGAAUACCAUCUUGUAUAUUGGAGAAUAUCAAUAGUGUCACUGUAUCCGUCUCUGAACCUUUGAAUUGGAUGAGAAACAAUCAAGCUUUGCCAUGAAGCUGCAUAUUUCUGAAACAAUCAAGCUUUACCUGUCCUUAUCAUAUCUUUUUGGAGAAAAAAAGAAUUAGCAUUUUCGGAGAUUGUUCAGUCAUGACUUUUGCAACUACAGUUUUGAGAUAUUGAUUCUCUUUGCCAUGAAGCUGCAUAUUUGUGAAAUCAGAUUGUUUUUCUGAAAUACAUUGUCAGGUCUGCUCGUCUGAUGGCUCUUUCUGCUUUGUCUCGCCAUUAUAAGUACCAUGUCUUUCCUAGCUUCCACGGGCCAGAUGUCCGUAGAGGCUUUCUCAGCUGCUUACUGAAGGAGUUCAAAGAGAAAGCAAUCGACGUCUUCAUAGACAAUGACAUAGAGAGGAGCAAAUUGAUUGGUCCCGAGCUCACAGAAGCUAUAAGAGGAUCGUUAAUUGCAAUUGUCUUGAUCUCGAGGAACUACGCUUCAUCAACAUGGUGUCUGAACGAGUUGGUGGAGAUCAUGAAGUGUUGGGAUAAAGAUAAGCAGACGGUAGAGGUGAUUUUCUAUGAAGUGGAUCCAUCUGACGUGAAAAAGCAGAAGGGAGACUUCGAAGCUGUCUUUGAUAAAACUUGUGCUGAGAAAUCAACGGAUGACGUUGAGAGAUGGAGAAAAGCUUUGCAUAUUGUGGCUCAAAUCGCUGGUUACCAUACAAGUAACUUUGAUGACGAUGCAGCCAUGAUUGAAAAAAUUGUUACCGGUGUUUCAAACAAGUUCACUUGUUCUACAACAUCAAAUGAUUCCAACAGCUUGGUUGGGAUUGAUACUCAUAUCAGGGAGAUAGAGCCAUUGUUGUCCUUAGGAUCCGAUGAAGUCCGGAUGGUUGGUAUUUGGGGUCCUGCUGGAAUUGGUAAGACGACCAUCGCAAGAGCUUUAUAUAAAGAGCUAGUAAGUUUACACAUGCUGCUUUUAUUGAGAGUAUAGAAGGGAAGUUUGAGCAAAACUAUCGAGACGCGCACGCCUUCAAGUUGCAUUUACAAAAACAACUUUUGUCUAAGACCUUAAAUCAGAAAGAUCUAAACGUAGAUCAUCUGGGUGUGGCAAAAUCAAGGCUGGAGAACAAGAAAGUGCUUGUCGUUCUUGAUGACGUGGAUCAGUUAAAGCAGCUAGAAGCCAUGACUGGCCAAACUUGUUGGUUUGGGCCUCAAAGUAGGAUUAUCAUCACGACAAAGGAUAAAAAGCUUUUGGUAGCACAUGAGAUCAACCAUUUUUACCGUGUGGAUGUUCCAUCUACAUCUGAAGCUCUUGAAAUUCUCUGCCUGUCUGCUUUUCGUCACAAGUCACCGUCACUUGGGUUUGAGAACAUGGCCAUAGAAGUUACACGGCUAGCCGGUAACCUUCCUUUGGGUCUACGUGUUUUUGGCGCAUAUCUUCGAGGAAUGUCCAGAGAUCAGUGGAUACAUGCAUUGCCUAGACUUAGGACGAGUCUUGAUGGGGAGAUUGGGAAAGUAUUAAGGUUCAGCUAUGAUGCUUUAUGCGAGGAAGAUCAAGAACUGUUUCUUCAUAUAGCAUGUUUUUUCAAAGGUGGGUGCAUUAGUGACGUAGUGGAGUGUCUUGCGGAGAGUCGUUUGAACGUCAACCACGGGCUCCAAGUGUUGUUUGAUAAAUGUUUCAUAUCUGAAGCCGAAUGGGGAUGGUUGGUGGUGCAUAAUUUGCUGGAGCAAAUGGCCAAAGAAAUUGUUCGUAAACAGUCUGUUUCUGAUCCUGGGAAACGUCAGUUCUUGGUGGAUGCUCAGGACAUUUGUGAUGUGCUUGAGGGAAAAGCUGGCACUGAAACUAUUCGAGGAAUAGAUUUUGACUUAUCGAAGGUCAGUGAAGACUUAAUUAUUGACGAGCGAGCCUUUGAAGGGAUGUCUAGGCUCCAAUUCUUAAGAUUCCAGAAAUGGGGUUUGUAUAACAACACCAAACUUCUCGUACUCCAGGGUCUGAAGGUUAGAGCUAGUAAACUUAGAUUUCUUGAAUGGGAUCAGUUUCCGUUGACAUGUUUUCCUCGUGAGUUUCAACCGCGGCGUCUUGUCAAACUUAAGAUGAUACACAGCAAGCUUGAGAAGCUGUGGGAAGGACCUAUUCCGCUCCCGUGUCUGAAAUUGAUGGUGCUGGCUUAUUCCAACUACCUCAAAGAACUUCCGGAUCUGUCUAAUGUUACUAAUCUAAAGGUACUGAAUGCUUGUUGUUGCUCAAGUCUGUCGGAGAUCUCCUCCAUUGGGAAGUCCACUAGUCUCCAGGAAUUGCAUCUCGCUGGUUGCUCCAAGUUGAUAGUGAUCCCCUCUUCCAUUGGGAAUGCCAUUAAUCUCAAGACGUUGAAUGUCCAGCAAUGCGAUGGCCUGGUUGAACUCCCAUCCUCUAUUUGGAGCCUCAGUAAGUUAAAGAAACUGUUAACUGCAGGAUGCCCAAAGCUAAACCAUUUGGGGUCACAGUUGAGAAGCUUUCCUGAUAUUUCCUGAAACAUUACAGAAUUUGAUAUUAGUGAUACAGCGAUAGAAGAGUUUCCUUCAUCAAUCAUGGCUUUUUCGUGUCUUCGUAAACUCUCAGCAAUGCGUGCCGAAAGCCUCAGGGUGUUUCCAGAUGUUCCUGACACCAUCGAAGUGUUACUAUUGCUCAAUACGGGAAUAGAAGAAAUUCCUCCAUCGAUUCAUAAUCUCACACGUCUCACUCAACUAAGCAUGCCUCGCUGCAAGAAGCUAAAGGUCCUUCCAACCAACGUCAACCUGCAAUUUCUCUCUUCACUUGAUCUCAGUUUCUGCACACAAUUGAGAACGUUUCCAGAGAUAUCUACAAGCAUUAGAUAUCUUAAUCUGAGCAAUACUGGUAUAGAAGAAGUCCCUUCAUCCAUAUGGUCUUGGUCCAGUCUUCUUGAAUUGAACUUGGAAGACUGCAACAGCCUUCUGGUGUUCCAUUGUUUUUCUGACAACAUCGAAGAGUUGGACUUGGACUUCGACUUGGUCUUGGACUUGAGCAAUAUGGGAAGAUAUUUCUCACGUGGUAAUUUAUCUAUAAACCUCAAAGGGUGCAAGAAUCUUGUGUCAUUGCCCCACAUUCCCUCUUUCGUAUCACUCCUUUAUGCAUCUAACUGUGAUUCGCUGGAGAGAAUAGAUGGCUUCCUUACCAAUCCAGAAAGAUGUCUCAUCUUUGCGAACUGUUUCAAGCUGAGCGAAGCAGCGAGAGAACUCAUCAAGAUAUUGGAUUGCAAGCUCGCGCUCUUACCUGGUGGAGAACUGCCGGCAGACUUUGAUCACCGAGCAAGAGAGGGUUUACUAACUGUCAAUUUGUAUCAGAGCCCUCUUCCUUUAUUUUUCAGAUUUAAAGUUUGCCUUUUACUGCUUCAUGGCCACUAUCUAGAGGAGAAGGGUGCUAGUGAGGAUGAUAAGGAAGAUAAAUGGAAGAGGCUUUCCUGUGACAUCUGGUGCGUUCAGAAUGGCGUCGAUGUUGGACAUGGAUCAUGCAAGUACCCUAUACCAGCAAUACUUGGAUCUACGGAGCAUCUGUGUUUCAUCGAAUAUUCCAUCUCACUAAACCUUCCUGAAACAGAUGUGAAUUGUACCGAGCUUCAUUUCAAGUUCAAGAUCACUGGUAAAUACUGGGAUGUAAAAGAGUUUGCUAUACAACUCUUGGAAGACCCUGAUGUUCAUGAUGACCUUGUAUGCUGUGAUGAUAUUUACAACGAAUCUGAGUACAAAGAAACUGCAUACAUCAAGAUAGAGAAAAUUUAUAUGCACGAACAAUGUGAAGAAGAAACAAUUUAAGAGUUCAGGUUUCCGUACGUCAUGGAUGAAGUGUAGAGAGGGCAGGCCAGAGUUGGGUGCAUGUGGCCUUGUAGCUUACCUUUGCGUGUAGGUUGUACAUCCAAAAACUGCCAUCUUUGAAAUAUUAGUCUUAAAACGUUACUGUUUAAGAUUACAAGCUUGAUGGGUACCCACCAAGAUCAAGUUGUCUCUGAAAGCUGUUGUUAAGGAAGCUUGUGGGUUUAUGAUAGAGCUAAUGCCGCUGGUGAGCAGAGCUGCAAAAGAAGAACAUUCCAGGUUCAUGUUCUGUUUCGAGUGUUGUCUUGGUUAGCCUCUCAGCUUGGCAGAUCGUAUGGAGAAGGGAAGUUUUUUUGCUCUCGACAUGUUGAAACAAUGCAUUGAAGUAUGUGCCUCUCAAGUUAUGUUGUUUCGGUCACCUGAAUCCUCUGUGGUGUUCUCAAGGAUUUGGAUGAACCAAACUUCAGUAAUGAAGACGUGAAGAUUAAAGAAUUCUUCUUGGAAACAAUCAGGUGAUAAGGUUGGGAAAGCUUUGGACAUUUCUCAGGUGAUAUCUCUGUCUCGUGUGGCAGCAGCUGAUGCAGGGUUGUAUGAAAGAUCCAUCCUUGAAGGGAAAAUAAGAGCAAUUCGAUAUGCCCCACCUGCCAGGUGUUGAGUGAUAUGAUCGAAGAAUUUACGUAAGAAAUUAAGCUAGCAGGAGGCAUUGGAUGUUUUGAGAAGGGAAUGCCAUUACACUCCUCCUCUUCUACAGGCAAGGAUCAGAAAGGAAGCGACUCUGGAUACAAUUCUGUAUCAGCGACAUUAACAGACACAUCACCAAGAUCCUAUAAGCCAUGGAAAGGAGAGAGUCGUGCAGAUAGCGAGUAUCCAUUGGAGAUUAGAACCAAUAGAGAUAAAGGAAAGCGGUACGAGGUAUAUGAGUCAGGCACUAGCUCAGAGAUCAUACAAGCGCAGUGAUAGAAGAGAUGAUAAAUUCACAAGGACCAAACGACGUAGCCACGAAAGAGAAGCUUACCAUCAAAACCACAGCUCGUCGCGUGAAAAGAAUUCUUCAGAUUACAAGAACAAAAGGGAUGACCGUUAUGACAGCCGCCACAGUCGAGAACCUAGGAAACAGAACUCGUUUGAAGAAAGAUACAAUCCAUUAGAAAGAGAUUGAAGUUAAAAGAAGGUUGGUCUUUCUGACUUUGAGACAAUCUUGCAGUAAAAGUUUUACACGGAGCAUCGGCAGUAUCCUCUUUUGUAUCCUUUACCAUGUUUUUUUUUACAUUAAAAACAAUACUUUCUUUGUAUUCAGUUCUUGACGUUUUAUGGAAAUACAUGAGCAUUAGGUCA
This is a messenger RNA of Raphanus sativus (radish), 5339 nucleotides long. RefSeq names its product disease resistance protein TAO1-like. The coding region runs from base 1380 to 2708 and encodes 442 amino acids. Gene Ontology annotation, biological process: defense response. NCBI's taxonomy places the organism in Eukaryota, Viridiplantae, Streptophyta, Magnoliopsida, Brassicales, Brassicaceae. The transcript is spliced from 10 exons. Gene Ontology annotation, molecular function: ADP binding. The record is from RefSeq and is a predicted model, not a curated record.